Messenger RNA from Bolinopsis microptera, 1915 nucleotides. RefSeq names its product sulfhydryl oxidase 1-like. Gene Ontology annotation, molecular function: protein disulfide isomerase activity; flavin-dependent sulfhydryl oxidase activity. The transcript is spliced from 12 exons. The record is from RefSeq and is a predicted model, not a curated record. The coding region runs from base 1 to 1629 and encodes 542 amino acids. Gene Ontology annotation, cellular component: Golgi membrane. Lineage: Eukaryota; Metazoa; Ctenophora; Tentaculata; Lobata; Bolinopsidae. Gene Ontology annotation, biological process: protein folding.
AUGCUUACAGGGAUGAAAGGAUGCAGUAGCAUCUAUUUAAUUGCCUUUCUGUUAAUUCCUCAAAUCUACGCUGCUGCCGACAAGACUCUCUUUGAUGACAAGGAUGAUGUGAUUAUUUACAAGGAAAAUGACUAUCAGCACGAGCUGUACGGUGGAAUCAGAGCUCACACAUUCCUUCUUUACUCUAGUUGGUGUGGACAUUGUCAGAGAUUUGCUCCUGCCUACAAGAGACUUGCUGAAGCUAUAAAAACAUGGUCAGACGUUGUUCCUGUUGCUGGAGUUGACUGUGUGUUUGAUGUUACAGUUUGUAGAUUGUUUGAUGUCAAAGGUUAUCCGACUCUCAAAUUCAUAGGGCCAACAACAAACCAAUCAGAUGUUGGAGUAACUUAUGAUGGCGAUCGCUCUCAAGAAUCCAUGAUCGAAUUUAUCAUCAAGAACUUGGCAGCAGUUAAGGAUCCUCCCCGGAGGUGGCCGAAUCUUCACCCGGUAACAGUAGAAGAAGCAAAGAACUACACAUCAAGUGCUGAAGUGAAAAAACCUAAAAUAGUUCUCUUUGUCGACGAAGAAAGAGUUGGUCAGCGAGUAAUGCUUGAUCUACAGAAGUCUGAUUUGAGGUUUGCUAUGGUCAACUCUGCAGCUAGUGAGGAACUCGGGGCUAAAGCUGCUGGAAUCGGCGUUCUUUCUGAAAACGGGCAAGUGUCUCACAUUGCUCACGUUGAUACUGAUCCCACAAAACUUGAAGAAGCAAUAAACCGUAUCCUCGGUGAUAGCUCCUCAGCUGAAGUAGAUUCUGACGGCGGCAAGGAGGGUGAAAAUGAAAAGGGUAUUAUAGAGUUUAUAGACACCUCACUGCAGUACAAUAACUACGAACUGGACAUGCAAAGCUCUAUAAACACCGCACUCUACAUGGAGGUUGGUCUAAAGACAGACUUCACUGAAAAGGAGCUGCAGGAUCUGAAGAACUUCAUCUCAGUAGUUAGGAGAUGUGGUAGCUGGACCCUCGACUACAAGAAGCAACUUGCUAGGGUAAAGAAUGGUUUAGAAGAUAAAGAAAGUCUGACCAACAAGGAAUGGGCAACUAUUCUAGAAGGUGCAACAGAAGCAGGCUUCCCCAGGAACAGCACAUUUCUGGGCUGCAAGGGCAGUACUCCCAACACUAGAGGUUACACUUGUGGACUCUGGAUCUUAUUUCACACAAUGUUAACCAGUUGUUACAAUGCAGCACCCGGGUCAGUGUCAGUGUUACACGCUAUACACGGCUUUGUGGACUCAUUCUUUACCUGUUCAUACUGUAGGGACCACUUCUUAUCCAUGGCAGAGCAGAUGAAGCUCCUCAGUAUUGAGGAGGACCAAACUGCUGUUCUAGCGCUUUGGGAGGCUCACAACCAAGUAAACCACCGCCUCAGCACUGAGAUACACGAUCCUUACUUCCCUAAGAUCCAGUAUCCGCCCCGCUCACUUUGCGCCAAAUGUUCUGACGAUGAUGGACAGUUUGACUCGGAUCAAGUGUUUGGUUUUCUGAUGAGACACUUCCGGAGAGUUCAGACACCGUUCGGGAGGAUGAGGGUUACUGCAAAGAGAAAAAAUAAAAAACCAAAGAAGGGGAAAAAAGGAAAAAAGAAGGGCUAAUAAAUUAGCUAAGAUGUAGUGUAUAUUAGUUUUUGUACGGGCAUAUUUUUUUUAUACUGGCAUAUUGGGCAUUUGACUUGUGAAUGUCCUUUAACAAAUGUAUUGUUUAUUUAGCUCAAUUGACGAGUCCUGAGUAGCAGAAAUUUAUUUCUUUUUCUUUUUAGUCUUCGAAUUAUAUGAUUUUUGUAACUUUUUUAAACUUGUAUUAAACGUUGGGGUGUAAUAUAAAUUAGGUUUUUGUUAUUAAAUUGAAUGUUAUUUGCAACAUAUUUCGGUUAUUCAUCUA